UUUCAACCGACUUUAUUUACACUGAACGCCUCGGCAAUAGUAGCUAAUUUGUGUGACGUUUAGGGUGCGUAAGCGUGUGACGCGGCGUCCCUUUGUUGGUUCAGCAGCGGUGGCGCUUGUGUUGUUAUUUUCUCUGCGGCUGAAAAUUUUCAAGUCUGUGUGGAAGUAUUUAUUUUUUUUUGUAAAUAUAUAUUUUUCAUUUGGAUCUUUUACCUGAAUCCGACUAAUAUAGUAAUGGACUCGGACGAAGGAUACAAUUAUGAAUUCGACGACGAAGAGGAGUGCAGCGAAGACAGCGCUGAAGAGGAGCUCGAAGACGACACCCUGGAGCUCGGAGAGGUGGAGUUGGUCGAUCCUGCCGAGGCCGGCGGCGAGCGGGAUGUAUGCGGGGAGACCGGGAGCAGCGGCCUGGGGCCCGGCCAAGACGAGGAGGAUUACCGCUUUGAGGUGCUCACCGCGGAUCAGAUCCUCCAACACAUGGUGGAGUGUAUCAGGGAGGUCAACGAGGUCAUCCAGAACCCAGCAACAAUUACAAGAAUACUACUUAGCCACUUCAACUGGGACAAGGAGAAGCUGAUGGAGAGGUACUUUGAUGGGAACUUGGAGAAGCUGUUUUCAGAAUGUCAUGUUGUAAACCCUAGUAAGAAAUCCCGGACACGCCAGAUGAACACAAGGUCCUCGGCACAGGACCUGCCGUGCCAAAUCUGCUACCUGAACUACCCCAAUGCGUAUUUCACUGGCCUGGAGUGUGGACACAAAUUCUGCAUGCAGUGUUGGAGUGAAUACCUAACUACCAAAAUCAUUGAGGAGGGAAUGGGACAGACUAUUUCCUGCCCAGCUCACAGCUGUGAUAUCCUAGUAGAUGACAAUACAGUUAUGAGACUCAUAACAGAUUCAAAAGUGAAGUUGAAGUACCAGCAUUUAAUUACUAAUAGUUUUGUAGAGUGCAAUAGACUGUUAAAAUGGUGCCCUGCGCCUGAUUGCCAUCAUGUUGUUAAAGUCCAGUACCCUGACGCUAAGCCGGUCCGCUGUAAAUGUGGCCGUCAGUUCUGUUUCAACUGUGGUGAAAAUUGGCAUGACCCUGUCAAAUGCAAGUGGUUAAGGAAGUGGAUAAAAAAGUGUGAUGAUGACAGUGAAACUUCAAACUGGAUCGCAGCUAACACCAAGGAGUGUCCCAAAUGCCAUGUUACCAUUGAGAAAGAUGGCGGUUGUAAUCACAUGGUCUGUCGUAACCAGAAUUGUAAAGCUGAAUUCUGUUGGGUCUGUCUUGGACCCUGGGAACCACAUGGAUCUGCUUGGUACAACUGCAACCGCUACAAUGAAGAUGAUGCUAAAGCAGCGAGAGAUGCCCAGGAGGUAAAGUCCGGAACCGGGGAUGGAGGGCUAGCUAAGCGCUCCCGGGCAGCUCUACAGAGGUACCUGUUCUACUGCAAUCGCUACAUGAACCACAUGCAGAGUCUGCGCUUUGAGCACAAGCUGUACGCUCAGGUCAAGCAGAAGAUGGAGGAGAUGCAGCAGCACAACAUGUCCUGGAUCGAGGUGCAGUUCUUGAAGAAGGCUGUGGACGUGCUCUGCCAGUGCCGUGCCACACUCAUGUUCACUUACGUUUUUGCAUUCUACCUCAAGAAGAAUAAUCAGUCCAUUAUCUUUGAGAACAAUCAGGCAGACCUGGAGAAUGCCACCGAGGUGCUGUCUGGGUAUCUGGAGCGUGAUAUUUCGCAGGAUUCACUGCAAGACAUCAAGCAGAAAGUGCAAGAUAAGUACAGAUAUUGUGAGAGUCGGCGAAGAGUGUUGCUACAACAUGUGCAUGAAGGUUACGAGAAAGACCUCUGGGAGUAUAUUGAGGAUUGAGGAUAACCCCGCUUACAAUGAACUUGGAAAAUAACUUUACCAACUAGAGUGCUGAUGCAAUUAAACUGGGUGGCACUGGCCUCUGCUGACACCGCUGGUCUACUCCGCAAUGUCAUCCUUUUUUUUUUUUUUUUUUUCUGUUUUUGCUUAAUGGAAAGUUUAAAGUAAAUUAUAUUGUAAUAAAAAGGUAGAUACAAGACUGACGAAAUACAAAGUGUACAACAGUAUUGUAAGCAGCACAGUGGAGUUUGACAAGACACUGAAAAAAGAAACCCUGCCCUCCGAGCUCGUGACGUAGAUUCCUUCUUGAAAGAGGACGCUUUUUUUUUGUUUGUUUCCUUUUUUUUUUCCUUGUGUGUAGGAAAUUGAUUUACAUUUUGUUUUCAACACAGCUUUAAAUGUACAACUAGCCAUGUAUAUUGUUGUGGCGGAUUGGCUAAAUGUAAGGACUCUUACAGGAGCAAAACCUGUGUUAAAACGGUGUACAUUGAUAUGAAAGUUGUAAAUAACGCAUAUGCAUGGAAGAGUUUAAACAACAAGCUUAGCACGUGUUUGCAUAAUUUUUAAAUUACAAAAAAAAAAAUCAAGAUGGUGUAUAUUUGCUGUGUAGUUUCUUAAGUUCUUUAUUAUUAUUAUUAUUAUUAUUAUUAUUAUUAUUAUUAUUAUUAUUUCUUCUCUUUCCCCAGCUUUUUAAAAUUUGAUUUUCCUUUUAUGUGGGAGGAUGGAAGGAAGGGGGCGACUGGAUGCUAACCAGAGAAUUCUAGCUAGAUCUGCCGCUUUUAUCACUCUCCAUUGUUAACACUGCAGCUCCCUUCAACAGCAGCAGUAAAAUCCAAAGCCUGUAAAUGCUCUUGAUUGAAACAUAGAAGGAGUUUUUAAGAAGAAGAAAAAAAAAUACACUUUGUAAGCUGCAUUUUA
Messenger RNA from Acipenser ruthenus (sterlet), 2769 nucleotides. RefSeq names its product E3 ubiquitin-protein ligase arih1-like. The record is from RefSeq and is a predicted model, not a curated record. The transcript is spliced from 14 exons. Gene Ontology annotation, molecular function: ubiquitin protein ligase activity; zinc ion binding; ubiquitin conjugating enzyme binding. Gene Ontology annotation, biological process: protein polyubiquitination; positive regulation of proteasomal ubiquitin-dependent protein catabolic process; ubiquitin-dependent protein catabolic process. NCBI's taxonomy places the organism in Eukaryota, Metazoa, Chordata, Actinopteri, Acipenseriformes, Acipenseridae. Bases 235 to 1851 code for a protein of 538 amino acids. Gene Ontology annotation, cellular component: ubiquitin ligase complex; nucleus; cytoplasm.